AUGGAUGUCCAGACAUGGUAUUUGAAAACGUCCAAGCUGGCCCUGGCAUUGGCGAUCAUCCACUCCAAACCAGCAGACAGAAGCAGCAGAGAAUACGCAGAGCAGCUGGCCAUCCUGGUGACCCAGCGGGAUUCCAAAGGGAAAUCAAAAGUUGAAGCUUUAGAAGCAGAAGUGCUACAAUUACGACAGCAACUUUUCCUGAGUCGGAUUUCCUCAGGAUUUUUUAAGAAUGGACAUGAUGCGUUCCCCCCGUUGCUAGAUCAGGAACCUAGAAGUUCUGAAAAUACUCUGGCUUUGAUGGAUGAUUCUGGAUGCAUCUUGUCAAGUGAGCAAAGAAGCGAACUUGCAGAGUUGUCCCAGCAUCUUGUGGAGAGCUGCAGCCCCCCGCCCCUGCUGCCACUGCCUCUUGAGAAGAAGCCCUGCACCACCCUGGGAAAUCCUCCGUCUUCUCACUUGCAGUUCUUGCAGCAUCUGCUUGAACUGAAGAAGCUGACAGAAUCCAGUGGUCUGAAAGUAUACUUGAGCCACUUUGAGAAAGACUCCUCCACAGUUUCUGAUUCGGUUGCACAGUUGUUGGAUGGCCUGAUCACGUUUUACCGUAACCCCAAACUUCCUUUCUCAAGUUUUUGGAUGGAAGCUGUUGGUACAUUAGCUAGACUGAUGAAUGAUUAUAAUUUACCUAAUCAUAUUCUUAAAAAAUGUUCUAAGAAGUUGGAAGAAUUUGAGAAAACUCUACUGCAGGCUAUUUUAGCGAACGACAGUAUAAACCGGUUCCAGAUGCAGCAUCACGUCUCCCAGAGUCUAGUAACCCUAGGAAGGUGCAGCUUGCUGAGGAAGCCUAUUAUAUUGCUACUGCUAUCAGAAGUAAACAGUUUUGUGGAUGACCUGGGAGCCAUCAGUCAGAGCUCUUAUCAGGCCAGACAAGUAUCUGUGAAGUCAUUUUUAACAAAAAUGACUACAAGCCUUUGGAGACAAGCUGCCACGAAGUGUGCAAUACUCAUGACAUUACCCUAUCAUAUAGUAAAGAGCCAUCUGAUUUUUCCAACCCAGUUCGUGUUUUGUUCAAUACUCCUGAUGAUGAUCCAAGGUGACUUAAGGACUCCUACCACAUUUGGGCUUUAUGUCAUCUCAACAUUGAGUUUGCUUAGCAUAUAUGGCCUUCUGCACUGUAAUCUGAGAAGAUAUUCUGUAUGUAAGAGUGGAGGGCAUCGGACAGAAAAAGACUCAGAAGUCUCUGGGCAGUGGCAGCAGUGA
Molecule: messenger RNA, 1254 nt
Organism: Chionomys nivalis (European snow vole)
Lineage: Eukaryota; Metazoa; Chordata; Mammalia; Rodentia; Cricetidae
Gene: Mei4
Product: meiotic double-stranded break formation protein 4
Exons: 6
Coding region: 1-1254 (417 amino acids)
Biological process (GO): homologous chromosome pairing at meiosis; spermatogenesis; meiotic DNA double-strand break formation
Cellular component (GO): lateral element
Source: RefSeq, a predicted model, not a curated record